AUGAGCAUUAUGAUCCUCGACUUAACGAGCUUCUGUAUCCCGCGCCAACGCCAGAAAUCGCGCAGUGAACGGCUCACAAAGCAUGCGUUCCUGCGAUUCCUGUUAAGCCCUUAUAACAUUGCUAUGCAUGCCGAUCAUAUGAUGCUCAAGGAAGAGGAUAUGCACAAGCCCCUGUCACACUACUUCAUCAACAGUUCACACAAUACAUAUCUUCGAGGCUAUCAAGUGAACUCGAAAAGCUCGGUAGAAAUGUAUCGUUAUGUACUGUUGUCCGGAUGCCGCUCAAUUGAACUGGAUUGCUGGGAUGGGCCAAAUAAUGAGCCAGUGAUCACUCAUGGACCUUCGCAGCUUACCAGGGUGACCCCUGUCCUCUUCAAGGAUGUGAUCAUCGCAAUAGCGAAUACGGCAUUUGUGAUGUCCGAAUUUCCCGUAAUCCUGUCACUGGAAAACCACUGCUCGCUGAAGCAACAAAGGAAAAUAGCACAGUACUGUCGCGAAAUUUUUGGAGAUCUGCUACUCAGCGAGCCCUUAAGCGAAUAUCCGCACCUACUUCACAAAGUGCUGCAGAAAGCGAUUUGA
Gongylonema pulchrum is the source of this 579-nucleotide messenger RNA. The record is from the annotation of a GenBank genome assembly. NCBI's taxonomy places the organism in Eukaryota, Metazoa, Nematoda, Chromadorea, Rhabditida, Gongylonematidae.